AUGUCAGGCCAAAAACUAUGGGCUGUAGUCGCUGGCGUCGGCCCAGGAACCGGCGCCUGCGUCGCCCGUCGCUUCGCCAAAUCAUACUCAAUCGCCCUGUUGGCCCGCAAUCCCGCCAACUAUGAAGAGCUCGUCAAGGAGAUCAACUCCUCAGGCGGGAAAGCAAUCGGCAUCUCGACAGACUGCUCCGACGCCAACGCCGUCAAAGCGGCCUUUGAGCAGAUCAAGAAAGAAGAUGGCUUUGAGGGAAACCUCGCGGCAGCUGUGUAUAAUGUCGGUGGGCAGUUUGUGAGGAAGCCGUUCAUGGACUUGACGGAGGAUGAGUUUUCGAUUGGGUGGAAGGCGAAUGGCUUGGGAGGCUUCCACUUCUCCAGAGCAGUUCUUCCACUGCUGCUAGAGACCGAGAAGGCAGGGCCACAACAUCCGCCUACACUAGUGUUCACCUCGGCAACGGCAGCAAUGCGUGGCGGCGCAAUGUUCGCCAGCUUUGCUACAGGUAAGUUUGCGAUGAGAGCGUUGUCUCAGUCUUUGGCUCGAGAGUUUGGCCCAAAAGGUAUUCAUGUCGUACAUGCAAUUAUUGACGGAGUCAUUGAUAUUCCUCGAACGAAGGAAUGGAAAUUCGAUGCGCCGGAUGCGAAGAUUAGUCCGGAAGCGAUUGCUGAGUCGUAUUGGCAUCUACAUACGCAGCCACGGACAUCGUUUACGUAUGAAUUUGAUAUCAGGCCUUAUUGCGAGAAGUGGUAG
Molecule: messenger RNA, 744 nt
Organism: Lithohypha guttulata
Lineage: Eukaryota; Fungi; Ascomycota; Eurotiomycetes; Chaetothyriales; Trichomeriaceae
Exons: 3
Coding region: 1-744 (247 amino acids)
Source: RefSeq, a predicted model, not a curated record